GCGUGCGUUGCUAUGUCAACCUUCUCUAUAUAUAUUAGUGUAAGCUCCAUGCUUCAAACAAUAGUAAUAAUUGAAAGUAAAGCACGCGUUCUACAUUGUGUUUUCCGGCAUCGGUGAACGUCGCCGCAAAUGAACGAGUCACAGAGAGUCGGCGUUGGCUUAGUGCGGGGUUUCCAUCGCCGUCGAUCGCUGGAGGACCGAUCAUCAACCCGGCGGCGACAGUCCCUCUUCUCCGGCGCCGGAAAUUUGGAAGCCUUGGACGCUGACGACUUCGCUGAUGUGUUUGGGGGGCCACCGAGGACUCUGCUGGCGCACAAAAUCUCAAGCUGCGGGUCGUUUUACGAAGAAAUAUUCAGGGCGCCAGAGUUUACGUGUCCAGUCGCGAAGGGUGGCCGGAGCUUGCCAGUGUUCAGGAUUCCGGCGAGGAAUGAGGGAUUUUACAGCGACAUAUUCGGGUCGGACGAUGAGCGGAAAUCGAGAGAGCGGUCGAGGUCUCUGUCGAAGGAGAAUUCGUCGUCGGCACUGAGUUCGGAGGAGCUGAGCCCUCGACGGCCAGCGAUUGGAGAUGACGUGGCACUAUGUGGUUUUUCUUCAAAGCACAGGCCAAUCAAUGUUCAAUGGAAAUGGAACACAUCCACCGUGAUGCCGGAGGCUGAGGAAUACUCAAGUAAACAUGGGGUGCCACUUUUUGCAUUCAAUGAUCAGUUAUUUGAAUUUCACCAUCAGGAUAAUAACGAAUUCAAGAAGAACUUCAGAAGCUCCCCUUUAGGAUCCUCAAGAAGAGUCUCGUCCCCAGAAACAGUUAGUUUUGAAUCCAAUUCGUACCAAAACAUCAAAGUUCUCACCGAUGACUGGGAGCUCAAUUCCCCAUUUUCUGUUGUCUCCUCUUCGCUUUAUCAAGAACCUGAGACAAAAGUUUCAGUCCAUGAGCACGUGUUCUCAGAACAAAUUAUAGAAGGUGAUGAUUACGAAGAUGAGGAUGAUGAAGUUAUGAGCUCCUAUGUCAUUGAACUCAACUCCAACCUGGGAAGGGAAGAGUGUGGAGCAUCCGCCAUUGAUGAUGCAAUUGCAUGGGCCAAAGAGAAGUUUCAAUCACGAAACUCUGAUGAAGAAUCAAGCGCGAGAAAUGAUAGAAAUGAGCAAAUUGUUGGAAGACAAGGAAGAUCUGAUGCAAGUGAAUACCACCAUGAUGAUGGGACUGGAAUAGUUUACACAAUGGAGCAACUGACUGAGACAGAAAAAUUGGACGGAGAUAUAAGAUUGUGGUCAUCUGGCAAGCAAAGAGAUAUUAGGCUACUACUUUCGACACUGCAUCAUAUUCUAUGUCUUGAGAGUGGUUGGCGUGCUAUUCCUCUUAUGAGUCUACUAGAAAGCUCACAAGUGAAAAAGGCUUAUCAGAAAGCGAGGUUAUGCCUGCAUCCAGAUAAACUGCAGCAAAGAGGAGCAACAUCCCUACAGAAGUAUGUAGCAGAGAAGGCUUUCUCAAUUCUUCAGGAUGCAUGGGCUGCAUUUAUUUCCGAAGAUGUUUCGUUUUAGCCAGAGGGUGACUCUAAUUCUUGGUAGCUCAGUUUUGUCUGGAAUAAGAAGUGUUAGUUGACAUACAGCACAUAAAUCUAAAACCAUGAAACUUGAAAACAUAAGCUCUUUUGUACAAAGUGUUGCUGAGGGAUCUACUGUUUUAUUUAUGUUUUGUAUCAUAACUUCAUAAGCUGUUUGUUGCUUUAGUAGGUAUAUUUCUAAUGUAAUUACCAGAAAGUAAUUGGUCUUAUAUUUGAUUUGUAAA
Molecule: messenger RNA, 1783 nt
Organism: Vigna radiata var. radiata (mung bean)
Lineage: Eukaryota; Viridiplantae; Streptophyta; Magnoliopsida; Fabales; Fabaceae
Exons: 6
Coding region: 130-1536 (468 amino acids)
Biological process (GO): clathrin coat disassembly; clathrin-dependent endocytosis
Cellular component (GO): intracellular membrane-bounded organelle; vesicle; cytoplasm
Molecular function (GO): clathrin binding
Source: RefSeq, a predicted model, not a curated record